Molecule: messenger RNA, 4451 nt
Organism: Camelus dromedarius (Arabian camel)
Lineage: Eukaryota; Metazoa; Chordata; Mammalia; Artiodactyla; Camelidae
Gene: ATXN7L3
Product: ataxin 7 like 3
Exons: 13
Coding region: 543-1586 (347 amino acids)
Biological process (GO): regulation of transcription by RNA polymerase II; positive regulation of DNA-templated transcription
Cellular component (GO): DUBm complex; SAGA complex
Molecular function (GO): transcription coactivator activity
Source: RefSeq, a predicted model, not a curated record
CGGGAGGAGGAAGAGGAGGAGGUUGGAGCGCGCUCGCGCUGGGCCCCGCGCCCGCGCGGAGGGAGGGGGAGAGGGGCGCGCGCGCGCACGCUCGCGUUCUCGCUCGCUCCAUCCAUCCAUCCUCCGGUCGCGGCACGCGCGCGCGCUCCGGGCUCGCGCCGCACCCCCCGCCCGGGAGAGGCGGGCUGGAGUGGGGGGCGGGGGGAGGGGCGCGCGGACGGCGCGCGGACUGCGCGCGGGCGGGGUGAGGUGAGGAGGAGGAGGCGGCGACGGGACGAGAAGGGAGGGGAAGGGGCCAUGGCUGCCCGGUGAGGCGGCGAGGCGGGGGGGUGGCCCGACCCCCCGGCCCCGGGCCCUGGGCCCCGGGGAGAGGCGAGGACGGACCGACGGACAUGGGGCUCCGGAGCAGCCGCCGCCGCCGCCGCCGCCGGAGGACGCGGCCCUGAGAGGCCGCCGGGCCCCGGCGCGGCCCCCCGGGCGGGCCGUGUUGCCGCCCGCUGUGCUAUGAGCAGUCAGAGCGCCGUCUCCACAAGAGUUUACAAAUGAAAAUGGAGGAAAUGUCUUUGUCUGGCCUGGAUAACAGCAAACUAGAGGCCAUCGCUCAGGAGAUAUACGCGGACCUGGUCGAGGAUUCUUGUUUGGGAUUCUGCUUUGAGGUACACCGGGCUGUCAAGUGUGGCUACUUCUUCCUGGACGACACGGAUCCUGAUAGCAUGAAGGAUUUUGAGAUCGUGGACCAGCCGGGGUUGGACAUCUUUGGACAGGUUUUCAACCAGUGGAAGAGCAAGGAGUGUGUUUGCCCCAAUUGCAGCCGCAGCAUUGCCGCCUCCCGCUUUGCUCCCCAUCUGGAGAAGUGCCUGGGAAUGGGUCGGAACAGCAGCCGAAUUGCCAACCGCCGGAUUGCCAAUAGCAACAACAUGAACAAAUCUGAGAGUGACCAAGAGGAUAACGAUGACAUCAAUGACAACGACUGGUCCUACGGCUCAGAGAAGAAAGCCAAGAAGAGAAAAUCAGACAAGAACCCCAAUUCCCCUCGAAGAUCCAAGUCUUUAAAACACAAAAAUGGGGAACUUAGCAAUUCGGAUCCUUUUAAGUAUAACAACUCAACUGGGAUCAGCUACGAGACCCUGGGGCCAGAGGAACUGCGUAGCCUGCUCACCACGCAAUGUGGGGUGAUUUCUGAACACACCAAGAAGAUGUGCACAAGGUCUCUGCGCUGUCCCCAGCACACGGAUGAGCAGCGGCGAGCUGUGCGGAUAUAUUUCCUUGGACCCUCAGCCGUCCUUCCAGAGGUCGAGAGUUCCCUGGAUAAUGACAGCUUUGACAUGACUGAUAGCCAGGCCCUGAUCAGCCGGCUUCAGUGGGACGGCUCGUCUGAUCUCUCACCCUCUGAUUCAGGCUCCUCCAAGACGAGUGAGAAUCAGGGAUGGGGUCUAGGUACCAACAGCUCUGAGUCACGGAAAACCAAGAAAAAGAAAUCCCAUCUGAGCCUGGUAGGGACUGCCUCCGGCCUGGGCUCCAACAAGAAGAAAAAGCCAAAGCCACCGGCACCCCCGACGCCCAGCAUCUACGAUGACAUCAACUGACUUGGGUGCAAGGGAUAGCCUUUGGCUGAGCAGAGCCCUCUCUCCCGACCCCCACCCAGGUGGCAUAGCCUGGCAAAUGGACGGCUGCUGGGGGUUUGGGCUUGGGAAGCUUGGUGUGCUAAUCGGGCAGAGGAUCCAAUUAUGCACCCCUGGGGGGUGUCAGGGUCCUCUGCAAUGGAGCACGGCCCCUCGGCAUGCAGGACUCAGACCUGGACAUAUUAUGCCUUGGACAUAAGUUUGGUGGGGAGGCGGUUUUCCUAUUUAUUCUGUGAGUUACUGGAUGUCCAGCUAGGCCAGGGGCCUAACCUGGGCACUGUGCCAGGGCAAUGCCUGCCCCCCACCCCAGGAACUGGACAAAGCCCUGCCGAGGAGCAUUGUGGCUACCCGGGAGGCUGUGGGUAGGAAGCUGAGCCUGGAGGGGGCCUCCCCCAGCUGCCCUCAGCAAUGUGAAUGGGUCCGGUGCUUGGAGCUGAGGGGCAGGGCUGGGUGUGUCCUGUCUACGUGCAGAAUCCUAUCCAAGACCCCCAUCCCAGGGGGAGAUAGGCACAGAGAGCUGUCUGCUGAGGUAGGCGCCCAGAACCGCCGCCACCGCCUUCCCUGCCUCUCACAGGGGCAGCCCUUCCCCUCAGUCCCCAUGGGCCUCCUUGGCAGCAGGAGCUGUCCUUUUGUUGUUGGGUGCCAGGAAAGGGCCUCCGGCCUCUACAGCUUCAAGGAACAGGCAAGGGGAGGGUAGGAAGAGGGAGCUGUGUAUCAAAAUGACUCCCCCCCUACCUUUCCUCCCUGACCCAGGGCUGGUGAGGAGUGGGGCCCCAAGGUGAGAGGGAACGGUGCUGCUUUAUUUGAAAUGUUUUCUUACCUCAUUCCCUGCCCCAGGAAGGGGCCCAGCCUCACCCUCCUGGGGUGGCCCCAUGUUCCUCCUGCCUACCCUGCCCCGCUGCCCUAGCAGGGCAGCCCGAGUUCCCAACUGCUGCUUGCCACCCCCUUUCACCUCAACCAGCUUCAGUUCCUCCUCUCUCGAUGCUCCUGCCUCCAAAGCCUGCCCUGUUUCCCCUUCCUUAGCCGCUUUUAAGUUAUUUAUUCUGUACUUGUGGUUUGGGGCUGAGGAAAAUCCUGAUCUUUUACCUCUCCCCCCUUGCGAGGAGUGGGUGGGAAGAGAGGGUGGUCUCUGUGCUCCAGGUUGUCAGUGGAGGGGUAAGGGGUGCCAUGCCUAGGCAGUGCCCCUCUGUGGGACUGUCUUGCCAGUGUGCCCACCUGCCUGGUCUACAUCCUGAAGAGAUGUAUCGUCCCAUCUCCAUGCGUCCCACCUCCAUGCAGGCACCAUCACUCCCAGGAGCCAAGCUGGAGGACUGCAGUCUGGGCUGGGAACAGAGCUGACCGUCACAGGGAUGAAGUUGUCCCUGAGCCAUGUUCUCUGGCACUUGCUGGACGUGUCCCCUGCCUUCCUCCCAGGAGGAGCCAUCCCACAUUUGGGUAGCUAGUACCCAGGACUGGUUGGACUGAUUUGGGUUAGGGACCCGAGGGUUAAGGGAACAACAGAGAUAGGGCUGUAGUACCCUGUCUGGAACCCCAGUCUCCCCCUGGGGUGGUUCUGAUUGUGGCUGGCGCCUGGUUACAAAUUGGUUUUUAACCCAAGAAUUGUGAUUAUUUUUUAAAAAGCCAAACAAGUUUUGGCAGGAGUUAGAAUAAAUCCUGGGGCCUGGGCUCCUCUGUUCUCGACCCUCCACAGCCUUCUCCCUCAAAGGGGAAGCCAGAGGGAAAGGAGGAUCUCAGCCCGCCUCCAGCCUGCUCCCAAAUGCAGUCUUGGGAAUAGGUUGAAGGUGAAGGGAGGAAGGCCGUGGGCCACUCUUCCUUCUGAGAGGCAGCUGCAGCUCAGGCCCUAAUAUACCCUUUCCCCUCUGGCCUCUCCCUUUCCCCCCUCUGGUUGGAGGAGGGAGAAGUGGGAAGUAGUUUGGGAACUGGUUUGUCCACAUCCACUUCCCCAUUGUUCCUUGGCCCGCCCUCAGGGCAGAGCCCCCUGCCCAGGCUGGGUAAGAGAUGGGCUUGGUCCAGCAGGGACCCUGAGGGAGCAACCCCCUUUCCUCCUGGGGAGAGUACGCCCCCCUACCAUGUAGUUGAACAGGGGCUAGGAGCUCCCCACUCCCUUCCCUCUAACAGCAGGCUGUGUGGGUUUCAAUUCCCAUCCUUCCCACCCCGGCUAGGUGUCGUCCACCCUGUAUCCUAUCAUGUGUCUGAGUGUGUGGGGGGGGUUCUGUACUAAUUUCCAUGGCCGGUGGCUUUUCCUUCCAUGCAUCACUCCCCCCCGCAUGCCCAGGGGCCACCCGCCUGGCAUAACCGCAUGCUGGGGUCAUUGGGGGAGGGGGGUGGGGCUCACGCUGUCCUGUGGUCUUGAGAUUUUUAUUUUUGCAUAUGUAAUCCAUCCUGUACAGGUAGCUAACUUUGUAAACGCUGUGUAUUCCCCCUGCCCCCAUGGCUGCUGGUGUAAAUAAACUGCAUCUCCCGUUGGUAGCCCAGCUGCCCACCCUCAUUCCCAUGUUGCUGAGGGGCAAAGCCAUUCUCUUACUGUCACAGAAGGAGGCUCCACAGCCACAAAAUGGAACUUUAUUCAGUCACAGACACUGACCCUCCAUCCAAGAGCCCCAUAGGCAAGGGCCUGGGGCCCAGUGCUCCAUACCCAGAGCUCGUCCUUGGAGCUGGGCAGGGUAUGACACUGGCUGAGAGCCAGAGCUGCCUCUUGCUUACAGCCUUAGGCCUAGGGUAGCAGCAGCUGUGGCCUGGCCUCUCCCAAUGCUGGGGGCUUGGCUUUGUGCCCCAGUCCCCUUUCUGACUGAGCUCUAUAAAGAACUACUUAAAAAAAAAAAAAAAGAA